Molecule: messenger RNA, 1890 nt
Organism: Penicillium manginii
Lineage: Eukaryota; Fungi; Ascomycota; Eurotiomycetes; Eurotiales; Aspergillaceae
Product: DUF3292 domain-containing protein
Exons: 4
Coding region: 1-1890 (629 amino acids)
Source: RefSeq, a predicted model, not a curated record
AUGGCGAAUGCUGUGGACAAGUCCACGGACAAUUCAUUGACUCCAGAGGGGCCAACCGAUAGCCACAUUCUUUCCCAGAUCGAGCCAGACGAAAAGGGUGCAUCACAACUUGGCGGAGAUAGCACAGAGAUCACCGACCUUGGAUGGGCUAAGCCUGUUGAACACAUCGAAGAACGGUUGAUCGCUGGUCUAUCGAAUGAGAAUCUUUGGAUGUUGAUCCGGCGGUUUGACAAGCAAGUAUACAACGUCAAAGCUGUUCCAGACGCUCCACUCCAAAACCUGGACUUGACCCGCGCAGAUGACGAUGAAUUCACCCCAGAUAAGCUUCGUGCCACAAUCGAGCGAUUCUAUACAUCGGUUGUUGUCACACUCGCAAGUUUUGUCAAGCAUGUUGCCCGAUUGCGCUCUUGGAAAGAACCUCGACGAACAGCUAUAUUUUGUCUCGCCUACUCCUUAGCGUGGCUCCUAGACAUCAUUCUCCCUUCAUUAUUUGUCGCUUUGAUAGCUUUGGUGAUAUAUCCGCCAUGUCGACCCAUCUUAUUCCCACCCGCACCGAUUGCUCUAGUGGAUAAAAGCACCGGCGGUGUCCAAAAGCCCCAGGCGGGGAUGCUUGGGUCAGAGGAAAGCAUCACCGGUGCCCCUGAGAGGUUCAAGGGGGAGGCAGCCGAGCAGGAAGCCAGCAACCUUGUCGCGAGCGUUGCGAGUGUUGCUGUGGGAAGCGCAGUCGGGAAACAUGAUCAAGGAGUGCCUGAAGGUGCACCAUUGGAGGGUACUGUUCCAGAUGCUAUGGAUGUUGUCGCCAACACGGCAGAUGCACAGAGUGCUGCUAGUGGAAGAAUCCCUUCUGAAUCACACGACAAAACCCGACAGCCUAUGAGAGAAUCUGUCAUGGAAGCAGCCAAUAUGGGAAUGCAAUUGAUUAACGAUGCCACCGAUACUUUCGAGAAACUUUCCAAGGUUUUCGAUUUUUGGGGGUCCUAUUAUUAUGCGGGGUUUUUCUUUCUUGAAUCGAAAAUAUCCAAAGUGGCAGAAGCUUCUCCAGAUACAAAAGUUGUUCCCACGCUUUUAUACAAUCCUGGGAUAUAUUUGCUAAUUAUUCAAAGUUCUCUUCUCAAGGGCGUUCCUACAAACGCCCAACUGACCUUGACACUAUUGCGGAUCGGCGAGGCCAAUGCUUCACCACUUCCCCCGCCUUCAACUUGUCAAGACAAGCCUUCUUCACGCCCAAUUUCUCUUCAUCACGAGGAACUCGAACUCGGAGCUUCAAGGGAAGAAAUGGAAGAGGCAGCAGCAGCCGAGCCCCCCAAUCCCCCAGAUAUCACGAGCUCUCCAACGCACACAUCUCAAAAAAAUACGAUAGCAUCCAGUAUUAUACGUUUCUUCAGAGGAACAACAGCCACAGGCGUGGAGGGGAAACGAGGGUUCGAUCGUAUCAAGGCCACAAUAGGCUCACGCCAUGCCAAAAACCGAGUCGGGGUUCUUCGAUCAAAAGGUAAACUCAGCUCACCAAUCGGACCAGCCAAGUUCGAUGCCAGGUACAAAGGAAAACGCGGCACAGUGAUCAUAGAUUCCACGAGUGAACCUACAAUGCUCUAUUUCACGACCGAUUCUCUUCAAGAUGACGACCUUCAGUUAAGGAACCAGAAGGAGAGCUCGGUCUUGUUUCAGAUCCCCGUCGCCGAUAUUCGAGAAAUGAAGAAGCUUGGUGGACUAGGAUGGAAAGGGAAGCUGGUGGUUGGCUGGGCAUUGGGGAGCAAAGAGGUUGUUGACGGUUUACAAAUUGUGGGCAAAGACCCCAAGGAGUCAUUCCAACUUACGGCUAUGGGAACUCGGAAUCAGCUAUUCAAUCGGUUGAUUGCUAUUGAUGGACAGGUUUGGGCUUGCUGCUGA